Molecule: messenger RNA, 3940 nt
Organism: Doryrhamphus excisus (bluestripe pipefish)
Lineage: Eukaryota; Metazoa; Chordata; Actinopteri; Syngnathiformes; Syngnathidae
Gene: cyp27a2
Product: cytochrome P450 family 27 subfamily A member 2
Biological process (GO): C21-steroid hormone biosynthetic process; cortisol metabolic process; glucocorticoid biosynthetic process
Cellular component (GO): mitochondrial inner membrane
Molecular function (GO): monooxygenase activity; iron ion binding; oxidoreductase activity, acting on paired donors, with incorporation or reduction of molecular oxygen
Source: RefSeq, a predicted model, not a curated record
CUCCCUGAAGUGCAGUUGCCAUAUUGCUGCUGGGUGUCAGUAAAACUGGACUCUAAGAAUGAAGCCCUGGCCUCAUCGUCUUUCUGCACACGGCAGAGGCUUGGUCACCUUCUCCACCAGAACACUCAUCCAGGUAACGACUGAAGCGGCUAAACUGAAGACCAUCAAUGACUUGCCGGGCCCCGCCUUCUUCACCACGCUCUACUGGUUAUUUGUCAAAGGCUAUGCGGACAAAAGCCACUUGCUACAGGGUCUACAGAAGAAUCUCUACGGGCCAAUCUGGCGCUCCAGAUUUGGCCCAUUUGACUUGGUCAAUGUGGCGAGUCCGGAGCUCAUUGCUCAGGUGAUCCAGCAAGAAGGACGCUACCCGGUGCGAGCUGUGCUGCCACACUGGAAGGAAUACCUGGACCUGCGGGGACAAGCCUAUGGGCUGCAUGUAGACAAAGGACUGGAGUGGCACCGAAUGCGGAGUGUUCUGAACUCAAAGUUGCUGAAGCUGCAGGAAGUGCGGGCCUACGCUCCCAUCAUCCAACAGGUGGUUGAAGAUCUCCUGCACCGCAUUGAGUUCCUCCGGAUUCGCAGUUCGGACCAAACUACUGUUUCUGAUGUGGCUGCUGAGCUCUACAAAUUUGGCUUUGAAGGUAUAUCAUCCAUCCUGUUCGAGACCAGGCUGGGAUGCCUUCAGGAAGACAUUCCUCAGGACACGUUGCGUUUCAUCACUGCAGUCAAUGAUAUGUUAACGCUGUCCGAGACUGUAGUUGUCUUUCCACGUUGGACGCGCCGUGUCCUGCCAUUUUGGAAGCGCUUCGUUCAGGCUUGGGAUGACCUCUAUGGCACAGCACGAACACUCAUAGACAGAAGACUGACUGAACUCCAAGCGCAGAUGGACCGAGGUGAACUGACGGGUGGGUUGUACCUGACUUACCUGUUGUCCUGCGACAAGUUGAGCCACUCGGAGAUCUACACCUGUGUGACAGAACUGCUGCUGGGCGGAGUCGACACAACCUCCAACACGCUGUCCUGGGCCUUGUACCAUUUGGCGAGGGACCGGCGUGUUCAGGAUCGAUUGUACAGUGAGGUCAACGGCGUGUGUGCCAACAGACGGAAGCCGGAUACAGAUGACCUGAGAAGGAUGCCCUAUUUGAAGGCUUUCAUUAAGGAGACCUUACGCUUAUAUCCCGUAGUUCCUGGCAAUGGACGCUUCACAGCAGAGAACGAGGUCAUCGUGGACAACUACCGGUUUCCAAAGAAGACUCAGUUUCAUCUGUGCCACUACGUUGUCAGCCAUGACCAGACACAGUUCACCCACGCUGAUGUCUUCAUGCCGGAGCGGUGGCUUCGUACUCAGGUCUUCCAGCACCACCCAUACAGCUUCAUCCCCUUUGGUGUGGGUGUGCGAGCCUGUGUGGGGAAGAGGGUGGCAGAAAUGGAGAUGUACUUGGCUUUGUGUAGGCUGAUGCAGCACUACGAGGUACAGCCGGGAGAUGACGGUGCCGCCAUCGAGGCCAAAACACGAACGCUGCUUGUCCCUGCGAAGCCCAUCAGCCUCCGCUUCCUGCUCAGAGCCUGACAGAGAAUUGCCUCACCUUGUGAAUUUUCUCUGUAGUUUAUUUUCCAAAAUCCUGAUAUCACACAUUUACAGUGGUGACAUCCUUCCAGAUUUUGUAGGUUUUUGAGAAAUAAUUAUUAUUAAGAGAGAAGAAAAAUCCAAACCUGCAUGGCCCAAUGUCAAAAAGUGACCCGUUAAAAAAUAACUGUGAUUUAUCACACCUGUGUUCAAGUGGAAAAGGUUAUGAGGCCAUUUCUAAAGCUUUGAGACUCUAGCAAACCACAGAGUGAGCCAAUAGCCAAAAAUGGCGAAACUAAUGGUGAACCUUCCCAGGUGUGGCCGGCCAACCAAAAUGACCGCAAGAGCACAGCAACAACUCAUCCAAGAGGUCACAAAAGACCCCACAAUAACAUCCAAACGACUGCAGACCUCAGUGAAGGUCAGUGUUUAUGAUUCCACAACAAGAAAGACAGUGGGCAAAAACAGCUUGCAUGGCCGAGUUCCAAGACCAAAAACCACUGCUGAAAAAACAACAACAUUAAGGCUCAUCUCAAUUUUGAUGAUCCCCAAGACCUUUGGGAAAAUACUCUGUGGUCUGAUGAGACAAGUUGAAGAUUUUGGAAGGUGUGUGUCCCAUUACAUCUGACGUCAAAGUAACACUGCAUUUCAGAAAAAGAACAUCAUACCAACGGUAAAAUAAGGUGGUGGUAGUGUGAUGGUCUGGCGAUGUUUUGUUUUCUGCUUCAUGACCUGGAAGACUUGCUAUGAUAAAUGGAACCAUGAAUUCUGUCUACCAAAAAAUCCUGAAGGAGAAUGUCCUGCACGCAUUCAGAAUUCUACCCAAGAAAAUGUUCAAAAUGAUUGGAUUCAUAUGGAAAUGCAUGUACUAUAACAGCUCAGUGUAGUUACUAAUAUUAAUUUUAAGCUAUUCUUCGCACACUAACUCUCACCGGCAGCCUGAGUGAUGAAACAUGUCUACAAAAACGUGAUUCUUCAGUAUUCUUCAGCAUAUCAUGGUGAACUUGAACUCAUUCAUUCAUUACAUUUACUGCCGGUAUUGGGCACGUUACUUUAAAAAAGUAAUUAUAUUUACCAGUUACUUCUCCAAAAAAGUAACUGAGUUACUCCACUACAAAAGUAACUAGUUACCAGUACAAGUAACUAUUAGUAAAACAGUUUAUUUAAACGCCGUUAUUCCCGUCACUGUUUAUUGCAUUGGACAAUAAACUGUAGCAUAGUACCUCUGAGGCUUGCUCAUUGGCUUAUGUCAUCAUAGACUUUCACCGCUUGGACUGCUCUGUAUGUGUAUGAGCUUUUUCUCCUUAAAUUAAAUUGAAAUUGAAUUUUUUUUUUUCUUACGUAUGUCCCAUGUACUUCAACAUUUACAUUUUCUAUUUACCUAUUAUACUUAUUUUUCAGCCCUUUGUAUUGAGUUGUGGACUCCUAUAGAGCAGCUACACACAAUAACCUGCACAGAAAGCUUUACAGAUCUUCCAGAAUCUGGAAUCUGCAGAAUUUCCUUGGAUUACCAAAACUAUUUUAAACUUUGUCAAAACUGUUUUAAUUUAUUCCACGGCCACUCCGCUGUGAUUGGUCCCACUGCCAAGCGCUCCUUAGGACUUCUUGAUGACUGCCAAAUCCCACUUUCUAAUUUUGUCGAUAUAGAAGUUGAUAAUAACUGAAUCAAUCACCUCUUUGGUUAAGAGCUACUGGUUGGAGACCCCUGACUAACCGCGUGGAUAGGUUAAUGUUCAUGGAAGUUAUCAUAUAUUUGACUGUGAACCAUUUCGGUUUUAUCUUUGUACGCAUAUGUGCUUUUUGGCCUUCUGCUGUGUGUGCGUAUGGAACAAGACACUCGAGAUUGUGAAGAGGAAACAGAAAACAUCUGACCACACUGGCACACAGAGGCAAGACAAAGUCAAAGAAACAAAGACAAAGAAAAAGGGACCAUGAGGAGACUUAUAUAUUUUUGUAAAUGAAAUCUAAGAUGAUGAAUUUGAAAACGAAGGCACCAAACUAUACAUUCUUUGGAAACUGGUAAACUGAACUAAUUCCAUAAAUUCUUCCUCAUCAAGGUUCCAAAGUAUGGCUAAAGAUAAGAUAUGCCUUUAUUCGUCCCUCAGUGGGGAAAUUUGCAUUGCACAGCAGCAAGAGUACAGAAUCAGUUAAGCAGUACAAAAUACACAAUAUAGAAAAAUAAACAAUAUAAACAACCCAAGUAUUAACAAAAUUUGUUUUACCCAGAGUUAUAUACAAAUACAGUAUGUAGAUAAUAUGAAACGAGAUGAAAUAUAUGACCAGUCUAUACACUAUGAGAUCUUGGAAGUGAGUUAAUAUGAGGCAUUAUAGAAAUACUUCACAUAGAACUUAAUAUAUUGCAUUUAGAGCCUU